Molecule: messenger RNA, 1655 nt
Organism: Cynocephalus volans (Philippine flying lemur)
Lineage: Eukaryota; Metazoa; Chordata; Mammalia; Dermoptera; Cynocephalidae
Gene: RXRG
Product: retinoid X receptor gamma
Exons: 9
Coding region: 24-1514 (496 amino acids)
Biological process (GO): retinoic acid receptor signaling pathway; response to retinoic acid; cell differentiation
Cellular component (GO): nucleus
Molecular function (GO): nuclear steroid receptor activity; nuclear receptor activity; zinc ion binding
Source: RefSeq, a predicted model, not a curated record
GGAGCAUGAACUGAAGAGUAAACAUGUAUGGAAAUUAUUCUCACUUCAUGAAGUUUCCUGCAAGCUUUGGCGGUGCCCCUGGCCACACUGGCUCCAUGUCUAUGAGCCCAUCGGCAGCCUUGUCCACAGGGAAGCCAAUGGACAGCCACCCCGGCUACACAGACACCCCAGUGAGUGCCCCACGGACUCUGAGUGCAGUGGGGACCCCCCUCAAUGCCCUGGGUUCUCCGUAUCGUGUCAUCACUUCUGCCGUGGGCCCACCCUCAGGAGCGCUGGCAGCCCCUCCAGGAAUCAAUUUGGUUGCCCCACCCAGCUCUCAGCUAAAUGUGGUCAACAGUGUCAGCAAUUCAGAGGACAUCAAGCCCUUACCAGGGCUUCCUGGGAUUGGAAACAUGAACUACCCAUCCGCCAGCCCUGGAUCUCUGGUUAAGCACAUCUGUGCCAUCUGUGGGGACAGAUCCUCAGGAAAGCACUACGGGGUGUAUAGUUGUGAAGGCUGCAAAGGGUUCUUCAAGAGAACCAUAAGGAAAGACCUCAUCUACACAUGUCGGGAUAAUAAAGACUGCCUCAUUGACAAGCGUCAGCGCAACCGCUGCCAGUACUGUCGCUAUCAGAAGUGCCUUGUCAUGGGCAUGAAGAGGGAAGCUGUGCAAGAAGAAAGGCAGAGGAGCCGGGAGCGAGCCGAGAGCGAGGCAGAAAGUGCCAGCAGUGGCCAUGAAGACAUGCCCGUGGAGAGGAUUCUAGAAGCUGAACUUGCUGUUGAACCAAAGACGGAAUCCUAUGGUGACAUGAACAUGGAGAACUCGGUAUGUGCUCUUAACUCUCCAUCCAUCUUCCAUUUCUUGGGUGGUGCUGGAGACUGGGGAGAGGGACCUGCCUCUCACAGUACUUUGUUCGUUCUUCAGACGAAUGACCCUGUCACCAACAUAUGCCAUGCUGCAGAUAAGCAGCUUUUCACCCUUGUUGAAUGGGCCAAGCGUAUCCCCCACUUCUCUGACCUCACGUUGGAGGACCAGGUCAUUCUGCUGCGGGCAGGGUGGAAUGAACUGCUGAUUGCCUCUUUCUCCCACCGCUCAGUUUCUGUGCAGGAUGGCAUUCUUCUGGCCACGGGUUUACAUGUGCACCGCAGCAGUGCCCAUAGUGCUGGGGUUGGCUCCAUCUUUGACAGAGUUCUAACUGAGCUGGUUUCCAAAAUGAAAGACAUGCAGAUGGAUAAGUCGGAGCUGGGGUGCCUGCGAGCCAUUGUGCUGUUUAACCCAGAUGCCAAGGGCCUGUCCAACCCUUCUGAGGUGGAGACUCUGCGAGAGAAGGUUUAUGCCACACUCGAGGCCUACACCAAGCAGAAGUAUCCGGAACAACCAGGCAGGUUUGCCAAGCUGCUGCUGCGCCUCCCAGCUCUGCGCUCCAUCGGCUUGAAAUGCCUGGAGCACCUCUUCUUUUUCAAGCUCAUCGGAGACACGCCCAUUGACACCUUCCUCAUGGAGAUGUUGGAGACCCCACUGCAGAUCACCUGAGCCCCACCAGCCACAGACUCCCCACCCAGAACUACCCCUGGACAGCUGUGUAUGGCCCCCACCCUGCACAUCUCCCUCCACCUCCCACCCUGAUCCCCUCCCUGCUCCCGAAAUGUGAUGCUUAUAAUAAAGGAAACCUUU